Messenger RNA from Cyclopterus lumpus (lumpfish), 900 nucleotides. Its product is annotated as osteocalcin 2-like. The transcript has 3 exons. The record is from RefSeq and is a predicted model, not a curated record. Lineage: Eukaryota; Metazoa; Chordata; Actinopteri; Perciformes; Cyclopteridae. Bases 198 to 749 code for a protein of 183 amino acids.
GCCCCCUGCCCGUCACAGCCCUGCCCAGGCCAGCCUCUCCAUCCAGGCAGCAUAUAUGAGCAGCAGACAGCCUCACAUGGAGGUCAGACAUCUUUCUGCAUUCAAACAGAGAGUGAUCACAGCUGCACAGGAUCCCAUCGAUUAUAUUUAGAAUAUAAAAACUAGGGCGACAGAAAACUAACGAGAACCAAUCAGAAAUGCAGCUUCUGAUAACCGCCCUCGUCAUCGCUCUUGUGUCUACAGCCGUCGCCAAGUCGAUCCGUUGGCCUCGGCAUCAUGAUGCUGACAUUGCUGACAAUGACUUGACACAGGGAUGGCUGGGCAGGGAUAGCAGGUGGUCUUGGCGGUCUAUUGAAUCUUCUCGAUACGAAGACUCGUCCUCAGAGUCUUCGGAAUCCAGUGAAUCUUCAGAAAGUCGAUCUUCCGAAAGUCGAUCUUCCGAAAGUCAAUCUUCCGAAAGUCAAUCUUCCGAGGAGUCCUCUGAAGAAGAUCUGAUCACAGAUCAGACCACUGCCGUGACAACUACCGUGACAACUGCCAUGACAACCACCGCUACGGUAGAAGGAAGCACGUCCACCUCUGAACCAGACACAAUUAUUACAGAUGAGCCAACUGUGAUAGUGACAAGUCCCCCGCCAGCAACACCGACCACACCCGUUGGCUCGACGUCACCUGGAUGUGUGACUCAUUUUUUCACUGAGGAGAUUCCAACGGUAGCUCCCAUCACAGAUAACAGAGGAGACAACUAACUAUCUAACCACAUAACCCUCCUGUUGCGGGUCAAAUUGACAUUUUUAAAGUUUGAAAAUCUAGAACAAAUAUGAAACUUCUUCUGCUUGCCUGAAUUAGUGUAAUUAAUGUAAACAAAAUAAAUCAAAGUUUAAUGUCAUGCCCCCCCCA